This is a messenger RNA of Corapipo altera (White-ruffed manakin), 708 nucleotides long. RefSeq names its product NADH:ubiquinone oxidoreductase subunit S4 (gene NDUFS4). Gene Ontology annotation, biological process: electron transport chain. Lineage: Eukaryota; Metazoa; Chordata; Aves; Passeriformes; Pipridae. Bases 145 to 603 code for a protein of 152 amino acids. The record is from RefSeq and is a predicted model, not a curated record. The transcript is spliced from 6 exons.
CGAGGGGCAGAGUCUUCCUACGUGUCUGUCCGUGUCCGGCUCUACGUGUCUGGGUCUGGCCGUGAGUGUCCUUGCCGCCCGGCUAGCGGUGACCGCCCGCCCAGUGUCCUUGCGGCGCCCGGAGGUCGAGAGCUGAACUGGUUAAUGGCAUCAGCAGAGCUGGGGCCUCUAAGGUCACUGAGCACUUCCACAUGGCGGCUGGCGCAGGACCAAACUCAAGACACGCAACUCAUCACAGUUGAUGAAAAAUUGGAUAUCACUGCUUUAACUGGUGUUCCAGAUGAGCACAUCAAAACCAGAAAAGUUCACAUUUUUGUUCCAGCACGUAAUGCAAUGCAGUCAGGACUUAACAAUACAAAGAAAUGGAAGAUGGAAUUUGAUAACAGGGAGCGCUGGGAGAACCCUUUAAUGGGCUGGGCGUCUACAGCUGAUCCUUUAUCCAACAUGGUUCUUACUUUCGCUACUAAAGAAGAUGCCAUUGCUUUUGCUGAAAAAAAUGGCUGGAGUUAUGAUGUUGAAGAGAAGAAGAUUCCAAAACCUAAAUCCAAGUCUUAUGGUGCAAACUUUUCUUGGAACAAAAGAACAAGAGUGUCUACAAAAUAGGUUGGCAUUGGCUGUAUGACUGUGAAUAAAGUCAGCUGUGCUAUAUUUAUAGUCCAUGUAUAAUACAUCUCUUAAUCUCCUAAUAAAUUUGACCUUUAAACUACA